Messenger RNA from Patiria miniata (bat star), 1643 nucleotides. RefSeq names its product very low-density lipoprotein receptor-like. Lineage: Eukaryota; Metazoa; Echinodermata; Asteroidea; Valvatida; Asterinidae. The record is from RefSeq and is a predicted model, not a curated record. The transcript is spliced from 9 exons. Bases 56 to 820 code for a protein of 254 amino acids. Gene Ontology annotation, molecular function: protein binding.
GUCUGAUACCAAGCCACAUCUCGACAGACCUGACAGAAUCUCGACAGAACUCAUCAUGCAAGCUACACGCCUUGUCUUCGCUCUGCUCUUCGGAGCUCUACUGAUUGGGUUAUGCACGGCAAAACAAUCAAAGAAGGAUCUGAAGGUACGUCAUCAAGCCCGCCAAGGCUGCAGCUCAGACCAGUUCACCUGCAACAGUGGAUGGUGCAUCCCCAGCUAUUGGCAAUGUGACGGCAUGGAUGACUGCAUCGGUGGAGAGGACGAGUCGAACUGCCCAAGUACAGGCUGCAGCUCAGGCCAGUUCACCUGCAACAGUGGAUGGUGCAUCCCCGGCUACUGGCAAUGUGACGGCAUGAAUGAUUGCAGUGGUGGAGAGGACGAGGUAAACUGCCCAGGCUGCAGCUCAGACCAGUUCACCUGCAACAAUGGAUGGUGCAUCCCCGGCUACUGGCAAUGUGACAACUUUAAUGACUGUCUCGGUGGAGAAGACGAAUUGAACUGCCCGAGUACGGGCUGCAGCUCAGACCAGUUCACCUGCAACAGUGGAUGGUGCAUCCCCGGCUACUGGCAAUGCGACGGCAUGAAUGAUUGCAGUGGUGGAGAGGACGAGGUCAACUGCCCAAGUACAGGCUGCAGCUCAGACCAGUUCACCUGCAACAGUGGAUGGUGCAUUCCCGGCUAUUGGCAAUGUGACGGCAUGGAUGACUGCUAUGGUGGAGAAGACGAAAUGAACUGCCCAAGUUAUAAGAGAGCUCCUAAGGAAAAGUGGGAGAAGCUAACCCGAAAAGUGGAGCAAAAGAAGAAAGACAUGCGCAAGUAAACUCAUAGGAGGGUAGUGCAACCGGGAAAGACCGACAAGGCCUCGGGAUCCGACCACGGACAACGGACAACGGACUUUCGUUUUCCACUGCCACAAUAGCUAGUCGUAUAGUUCACAAGAUUUUUCAUUUCUGCAUUGUUUUUCCUUUUUUUCAUGGGUGAUUUGUCAUUUCAAGUGAUUGUCACUUUUAUCGUUCAAUUAAAUGAAUAACCAUUCCUCAGUUCUGAAUUCACAAACAAUUAUAAAAAUCACUAGUUUCUCCAAAAGCAAACUCAGACCACAUGCAUGGUCAUGCCAGUCUUUAUAUUGGUUUGGAAAAAAACACAUGCAUCAUAAGGAGAUAUUCCGAUUGACUAGUGUCUAAACAAUUGAGAGGGAUUAGUUCCUCAAACCCGUCAUGAAGUUUUCGUUGGGGAGUACAUGUACAGUACUAAAAUACCAACACGGCGACUAACAUGCCACAAAUUUAAAGUGGACUAGUCAUUCUCAGUGGUCUUCAUCAUAAAAACAAUGAUAAUAUCAGAUACAUACAACAAAAGUCAGUGAUUAAAAUUACCAGUAUCGAAAAUAGCGUGUCUUCUACUACCCAAUACGUUUUAGAGCUCACAACGUUUUGGCACGAUCGUCUAACAAACCUCUUUACGUAAUGAGGGAAAAGUUGCAUACUUUAAAUUAACGCAAUAAUUGUAUUGAAAACGAAAUACACUCGUUCACAAUCAGAAAUCUUGAGUUCUUUCUUCGUUCUUCUGUGUAGUAACCUUAUAAGCACGGUAGUUUAAUUCUGUGCUAGUUCGUUAAUAAAAUAGCGUGGCAGCUAAUUCAA